Molecule: messenger RNA, 4638 nt
Organism: Saccharomyces paradoxus
Lineage: Eukaryota; Fungi; Ascomycota; Saccharomycetes; Saccharomycetales; Saccharomycetaceae
Gene: TCB3
Product: Tcb3p
Exons: 1
Coding region: 1-4638 (1545 amino acids)
Molecular function (GO): lipid binding
Source: RefSeq, a predicted model, not a curated record
AUGACUGGGAUUAAGGCUCAAGUUCAUCCCCCACCUGAUAGUACGCUAUUUCAUGAGGAGGAGAAGAAGAGAGUCGGAGGAAAUUUACCUCAAAAGGUCAUCAAUCAACAGGAAAGAGGUUCUGAUCACGCACCAUCAGGUCAUCACCAAUACCACCAACUGAUUAAUCAUGACGCAAAUGAUACAAAGACUUCAAAUUCGGUUUCUGAUUCGUCUAAAGGUCAAGGAAUUGCAGAAUCGGACCCAGAGGGUAAGAAGCAGUCACCAAAGGACAUAUUCGUUGCUUCCAGCGCUCAGAAAACGAACCAAUUGCCUGGUCCCAACCCUCAGGGCAGCAUAGGUACCGUGCCAUUGGAAGAUUUACAUCCGAAGGAAUUCAGAUCAGCACCUUCUAGGAAACCAAACAAAUUCGACACUUCAAUUACUAGGCCGGGCGUCUUAGACGACUUGGGCAAACUUGAUCAAAAGGAAAUUGAGGAAAAAUUUCACCCAGAUUCCGAUGAUAAGUUAUUUCCAUGGCAAAACGUUGGUGAGUUUCAUGCCUCAGGAAAGGGGUCGCCAAAUACAAAGAUGUCCAGGGUUAUAAAAGCUUAUAUUUUGGAAAACUUCUAUAACGAUUGGUACUGUAACAUAGCCACCGUUCUUGGUACGUGUUUCUUCUCAUGGUUAUUUGCUUACAUUGGCUUUUCAUGGUGGUCUAUGAUAUUCAUCUUCUUGGGAACUGCAACCGUUUACAACGCAGAAUAUACAAGGUUCAAUAGAAAUAUCAGAGAUGACUUGAAAAGGGUUACAGUCGAGGAAACCUUGUCGGAUCGCGUUGAAUCUACUACAUGGUUGAACUCAUUUUUAUCAAAGUUUUGGGUCAUUUAUAUGCCAGUUUUAUCUCAACAAGUUAAAGAUAACGUUAACCCUCAACUGGCAGGUGUUGCUCCUGGCUACGGUAUCGACGCCUUGGCUAUCGAUGAAUUUACCCUGGGCUCUAAAGCCCCUACCAUCAAAGGUAUUAAAUCGUACACUAAGACUGGUAAAAACACCGUUGAAAUGGAUUGGUCAUUUGCAUUCACCCCAAGCGAUGUCUCGGAUAUGACAGCUACUGAAGCUAGGGAGAAGAUUAAUCCAAAAAUUUCCCUGGGUGUUACGUUAGGAAAAAGUUUUGUAUCUAAAACAAUGCCUAUUUUGGUAGAAGACAUUAACGUUGCUGGUAAAAUGCGUAUUAAAGUUGAGUUCGGUAAAACUUUCCCCAACAUCAAAAUUGUGUCUCUGCAACUUUUAGAACCACCUUUAAUUGAUUUCGCGUUGAAACCGAUUGGUGGUGAUACUUUAGGUCUUGAUGUCAUGUCAUUCUUACCUGGUUUAAAGAGUUUUGUCAAAAACAUUAUCAACUCCAAUAUAGGGCCUAUGCUUUUCCCUCCAAACCAUUUGGAUAUUAAUGUUGAAGACAUCAUGGCUGCUCAAUCUAAGGAAGCUAUCGGUGUUCUUGCCGUAACCAUCGCCUCUGCUGACUCUUUGAAAAGCUCAGAUUUCAUCACUAAUACUGUCGACCCUUAUAUUGUUAUGUCUACCGAAGACGCUGUGCCUGGUACCGAUGAAGAGGUACGCACAUCUAUCAAAUCAAACGUUAAAAAUCCUCGUUGGAAUGAAACCAAAUAUAUAUUAUUAAAUUCCUUGGAACAAAAGUUAAACUUAAAAUGCUUUGACUUCAACGAUGUUCGAAAAGAUACUGUAAUUGGUGAUCUUCAAGUUGACUUGGCAGAUUUACUUCAAAAUCCAGUUUUGGAAAAUCAAAUUGCCGACUUAAGAUCCGGUACAAAGUCAAAAGGUAUUUUGCAUUAUUCCUUACACUGGUUUCCUGUAAAAGAAGAUAAUUCAGAAGAAAAAGCUGCCGAACGUGCUGAAGCUAAGGCCAAGGGCAAAAAAGGAGAUGAGAACGAGGAUUCUAUUGAAAAAGAAGAAGAUGAGGAUGAAGAAAGCUCUCAAACUGACGUAGGAAUUGCGAAGAUCACCCUACAAAAGGUCAAAUAUUUGGAUACUACCAGUUCUAUGACCGGCAGUUUGAGUCCAUGCGCUGAAUUAUUUAUUGAUGGACAAAAAGUAAAGAGCUAUAGAACUCUGAGACGUAUCAAUGAGCCAUCUUGGAAUGAGACCAUUGAAGUUUUGGUUCCAUCAAAAUCUAACUCUAAAUUUGUCCUAAAGAUCUUCGAUGACAGAAUAAACGGUAAGGAACUAAUCUGUGAAUACUCAUCUUCUUUGGAUGAUAUAAUGACUACUUUAGAUGCUGCUCAAGAAUUUGUUAAAGGCUCACCACAAGGUGACAUUUAUUUGGACGUUUCUUGGAAAUCAAUUGAAAUGACAGGCGCUUUUGCCGCUGCGAACUCUGUAAGUGAACCUAUCGGUUGUGUUAAGCUGGACGUUAAAGAUGCCAUUAUCAAGGGUGACUUGUCCGGUGUAGGAGAUAUCGAUCCAUAUUACACUGUAUCUCUGAAUAGACGUGUUAUUUACAAGUCCAUAUACCAUUCCAAUACAGAUCACCCCCUUUUCGAUAACAGCACCUAUGUUCCUAUAUUUUCUCCAAACCAGAUUUUGACUCUAGAAUUUCAUGAUUAUCAAAAGAUUGGCAAAGACCGUUUCAUUGGCUCUGUGCAAAUUCCUACAUCAAAUGUUUUCAGAAAAGAUCCUAAAUCAGGGAAAUAUGUUGGGACUAAUGAUAAGAAAGAGAUAUCAAGACUAAAAUUAAAAGACCACAAACACAAAGUAACUGAAAGCAUUGUCAACGUUUCAACGACGUUUAUCCCAAUCACUCUGGUGUAUUCUCCGGAAGAAUUGGUAAAUGUCCAGAAAUUAGAAAAGGAUUUGGAGGAAAAAAGGAAAAAAUUUGAAGCUACUCAAAAAGAAAACAAGCAAGAAAUGGAAAAAAAUCCAAAAGAAUGGGAAGUUGCUGAAAUUGAAGACCCAUUUGAAGGCGAUGAAAAAGCGAUAAACAAGAAGGCCAAAUUAUCUUUAGACGAGUUGAUCAAGCAAAAAUCAGGUAUAUUAUCUAUGCAAAUAUUGGAAGGGACUUUGAGCCCAUCCUCUGCUUACUUAGAAAUCUUAGCUGAUAAUAUUUCAUACCCUGUAUUCACUUGCAUGAAACCAUCUCAAGGCAAAUUAAACUCGGAGACCGCAAAUAUUUUCAUCAGAGAUUUGAAUUACAGCAAACUACACUUUAGAGUAUCAAAAAAACAUGUUGCCAAAGAUUCUGAUGACGUCAUAUCUGAAACUUCUUAUAGCACCUUGAAGCUAUUAAAACAAGCCUACGAAGAGCCUAUGAGGCUAGAUUUCAAUGGAUCUAAAAUGAAGGUUAGGUUUUUGUACACACCUUCUAGCGUAAAAUUACCUAGCAGUGAAAGUGUCGAAGACACUGGCUAUUUGAAUUUAAAGCUUAUUUCCGGACACGGUCUUAAGUCUGCGGAUAGAAAUGGCUAUUCAGAUCCAUUUAUUAACAUUUAUGUCAACAGUAAGAAAGUUUUCAAGUCAAACAUUAAAAAGAAAACAUUGGAUCCCGUAUGGAACGAAGAUGCCAAAAUUCCGAUACUUUCAAGGAGCAAAAACCAAGUCGUAUUCAAAGUUCUUGAUUGGGAUCGCGCAGGUGAUAAUGAUGACUUGGGCCAAGCUACAUUGAACGUUUCCACAUUAGAAGUUGGUAAAACUUACAACUGGAAUCUGAAUUUGAACACUCAAGGAAGUAUCAAGUUGCAAGGUUCAUUCAACCCAGAAUAUAUUAAGCCAAGUUUUGAUAUCGUGAAAGGCGGUAUCGCUGAUAAGCCGAUGAAAAUGGCUAGUGGUGCAGCCCAUGCAACUGUUGGCAUAGCUGGAACUGGUAUAGGAGCCGCCACAGGAGUUGCCACGGGUGGUUUAAAGAAGGGGGGCCACCUUUUGAAAUCCCUAGGUGGCAAUCCGAUGAAAAGAAGCAAGAGUGGUAACGGAAAUGAAUCCAACGGUGCAAAAAAAUCAUCAGAGAAAAAGUCUUUUGAUAGGAAAUCCCCAAGUAACUUCAAUAGUACUAGUGUAACACCAAGGGCUUCAUUGGAUUAUGACCCAUCAGUACCUAACACCAGCUACGCACCCGUUCAAAGCGCGUCUCCUGCAGUUAAGCAAACUGACAACAAUUCUAACUUAAGCAACAAAAAAGAUACCCCUGGUAGCAAUUCAAGAGGACAUUCUCGUGCAAGUAGUUUCGCGCGUACUUUGGCUCCUCACGGUACUUACAAUGGUUUCAUUACCGUGGUUGCUGCGGAAAACGUUGCCAAGCACGUUCAAAUCAAGGUUUCCCUAACCCAAGGUGGUAGGCUAAAACACAUCUACAAAACGAAAAGUCAGAAGGCUAAUAGUGAGGGUAUUGCCGUAUUCGAUGAAGAGUGCUCGUUCAAGGCUUCUCCCGAAGCCAAUUUAGUACUAGGCGCAAUUUCCCAUCAGAGAUUAUCGAGGGAUAAAGAUCUUGGUAUUGCUCAAAUCAAUUUGGGCGACCCUCAAAUCCAACAAGAUGGUCAAAUCUCUGUAAAAUUAGGUGACGGUCAUCUGAUUGUAAAGAUCAAUUACGGUAAAGACAAGAAUAGUCAGGUACCUCCCGUACCAGAAGUUCCUCAAGAAUACACACAGUAA